UCUCUCUCUCUCUCCUAUUCUCUCUUCACUUCCUCUUCUUCCAUAGCAAACUCCAGCUAAACUACUCCACAAACAGCUAAAAGACCCAGCAAUAAAAACAAGCAGCAGGGUCAAAAAGUUUUAAUCAGUUCUCUAGAUCGCCGGUUUCCGGCAUGGAAAACCAGCACAGAAGUGAAUAUCAGCCACUGCCGGCGGAUUCUUCCUUCUAAAUGCAAGGAAAGAGCCGUCUACACCGAGUUGAUGUCAGUGUUCAAAGUUCCGACGAUGAUGAGGAGGAUGAUGGAAGAAGAAGUAUAACAACACAAGAAGUGUUCUCAGGGGCUUCUUCUACCCCUCUCAACUUGUCUUGUGUUUCUUUUUCUUCUUCUCACACUGAACUGGACCUCGCUUUAGUAUUAUUCAUUAUUUAUUUAGUUUCCGCCGUCACUGGGUUCUGCUGGGAAGUAUCAGCAAUGGCUGCUACUGCCAAUACUGCUCCUUUAGAGUCCUCGGUUCCAGUCUCGGCAGACGACCUCACGGCGAAGGCGGUCCACAAGCGCUAUGAGGGGCUGGUGACGGUGAGGACCAAAGCCAUAAAGGGCAAAGGGGCUUGGUACUGGGCACACCUGGAACCCAUGCUGGUUCAGAAUUCCGAUACUGGUCUCCCCAAGGCCGUCAAGCUCCGGUGCUCGCUGUGCGAUGCUGUGUUCUCUGCUUCGAACCCAUCUCGCACUGCUUCUGAACAUCUCAAGAGGGGUACUUGCCCCAAUUUCAGUUCCGUUCCGAAACCCAUAUCCUCUGUUUCACCUCCUCCCAUCACUACCCUCGCUUCCCCUUCGUCUCACCCUCCUCAAACUCAUACUCACCACCACUACCCCAGCCACCGCAAACGCAGUGCAUCUUCCACCGUCUCCGGCGGUGGUGGCAGUGGCGGCGGCAGCGCGACUCCCUCCUACCAGGUUCCACCACUCGCCAUGGUCGACCCUUCCCGCUUGUGCUCCGACCUCGGUUACUCCUCCGCAACAGUGGUUGCCACUACGACUUCUGCAGCGCCUUUGCUUCCACCUCAGCAGCAGCAUUUGAUGCUGUCGGGUGGGAAGGAAGACUUGGGUGCUCUCGCUAUGCUAGAGGAUAGCGUGAAGAAGCUCAAGAGUCCCAAGACCUCCCCAUGCCCGACCCUUAGCAAGAACCAGAUUGACUCAGCUUUGAAUCUCCUCGCCGACUGGCUGUAUGAGUCCUGUGGUGCCGUUUCCAUCUCAAGCCUCGAACAUCCCAAGUUCCGAGCGUUCCUUAAUCAGGUGGGUCUGCCCGCAGUUUCUCGCAAGGAGUUUGCGGGCACCAGGUUGGAUGCCAAGUUUGAAGAAGCCAAGACCGAGUCAGAUGCGAGGAUUAGGGAUGCGAUGUUCUUCCAAGUUGCCUCUGAUGGAUGGAAACCUAAGCAAUCGGGAUUUGUUGGUGGAGAAAACUUGGUGAAUUUGACGGUGAACCUCCCCAAUGGAACCAGCGUGUAUCAGAAGGCAGUGUUCAGUAGCGGCCUUGUUCCGUCCAAGUAUGCCGAAGAGAUUCUGUGGGAGACGAUCACGGGCAUAUGUGGGAGUGUAGUGCAACGUUGUGUGGGGAUCGUUGCUGACAAGUUCAAGGCCAAGGCAUUGAGGAAUUUAGAGAAUCAGAACCAUUGGAUGGUUAACCUCUCUUGUCAGCUUCAGGGGUUUAUUAGCCUUAUCAAGGACUUCAGCAGAGAGCUUCCACUAUUCAAGACUGUUACUCUCAACUGCCUAAAGCUUGCAAAUUUUUUUAACUCCCAGUCUCAAGUUCGGAACAGCUUCCAGAAAUACCAAUUGCAGGAGCUUGAACACUCGGGUUUGCUUCGGGUUCCCCCACCUGAGUUUGAGAAUACUAAGAACUUCGCUUCUGUGUAUGCCAUGUUGGAGGACAUUAUGAAUUCUGCCAGGGCACUUCAGUCGGUUGUGUUAGAUGAAUCGUAUAAGAUUGCAUGCGUGGAAGACCCAGUUGCGAGGGAGGUGGCCGAUAUGAUUGAAGACAUGGAGUUUUGGACUGACUUAGAGGCAAUUCACGCCCUUGUGAAGCUGAUCAAAGGGAUGGCUCAGGAGAUUGAGACAGAGAGACCGUUGGUCGGACAAUGCCUACCGCUUUGGAAGGAGCUGAGGACAAAACUGAAGGAAUGGUGUGCCAAAUUCAACAUUCCAGAAGGACCUGUGGAGAAGGUAAUUGAAAAGAGGUUCAAGAAGAACUACCAUCCAGCUUGGUCAGCUGCCUUCAUACUUGACCCGCUCUACUUGGUGAAGGACACAAGCGGAAAGUACCUCCCACCCUUCAAGUGCUUGACACCUGAGCAGGAGAAGGAUGUGGACAAGCUCAUAACCAGCUUAGUAUCCAGGGAGGAAGCCCAUAUUGCACUGAUGGAGCUCAUGAAGUGGAGGUCAGAAGGUCUCGACCCACUGUAUGCACAGGCUGUCCAAGUUAAGCAGCGAGACCCAACGACAGGGAAGAUGAAAAUUGCAAAUCCGCAAAGCAGUAGAUUGGUGUGGGAAACAUGCCUCAGCGAAUUCAAGUCAUUGGGGAAAGUCGCAGUGAGGCUCAUUUUCCUCCAUGCAACAUCUUGCGGUUUCAAGUGCAACUGGUCAUUCAUGAGGUGGGUGUGCUCCCAUGGGCACUCAAGGGCAGGCAUGGAAAGGGCUCAGAAGAUGAUAUUCAUUGCAGCCCAUUCCAAGCUUGAAAGGCGAGAGUUUUCCGACGAGGAGGACAAGGAUGUGGAGUUGUUCGCUUCAGCAAAUGAUACCAGGGGACUGGAGAGGCCAACAUGAGAGAGAGACAUGGUUUGUUUAUGGGAAUUGUUGAGUAAGCUUGAAAAAGAGGAAGUUGCCAAGGACACUAUAGAACGGUCUUGAUAUGGAAAUGGGAAGUCUUUGAGUCUCUUUUCAGAUGGGUUAUUUUGCUAGAGCUGGUUGGGUGGAUGGCAAACCAGACUUGUCACUUUGUGGUCAACCUUGUAAGGAUCCGAGAGCAGAUCUUUGUAGCCAAAGGAAACCAUAUUGCCUGUUCUAUCUUAUUCAUAUCUCUUGAGGUAUCUGUAUUAAGCGAGUGGAGACCCACCAUGAAGGCAGUGGACGUCUAUCUCUAAGCUUUGUUUGUCAUGGUCAAAGAAAAAGUGGAACUCAGGGGGUCCUUCUUUGGAUGACUUGUCUUUUAAACAUUCCAAAGCUCGUAAUCUCAGCCUUCCUUAGGCUGGGCCCUUUCAACUUUUGUUCUCAAUGUUGAAAAUUGGGAUUGUGGUGGUGUUGUCCAUGAACAUGGUCAUGAUUGUUGAAGGGUCUUGAAAGGACCUGAAGCAAGAGGAGGUCUGUCUCCAUCUGGGAGCAGGAAGAUUCCCCGAUAGCCGAUUCUGCAACAAAUCUGAGCUGAUUCGCAGGUUCACGGCAGCUUGAGUUUAGAACCAUUCCUCGGCGGCUGCUGCUUCUGCUUCUGAUACAAUCUAAAUUCACUGCAUAUGUUCACAUUCAUGU
This is a messenger RNA of Telopea speciosissima, 3503 nucleotides long. RefSeq lists its product as uncharacterized. The coding region runs from base 210 to 2804 and encodes 864 amino acids. The record is from RefSeq and is a predicted model, not a curated record. The transcript has 2 exons. Lineage: Eukaryota; Viridiplantae; Streptophyta; Magnoliopsida; Proteales; Proteaceae.